CGUCACAUACACAAAUGAGUAUAUCUGCCGAUAGUGGCGGGUUGCUGAAAGGUUUUAGAGGAAAAUUUUAGAUUUCAUCCGGAAGCGCGUACAUCAAAAUGCGCGCAAAGCACCUUUGAUGUCACACGUCGAGGACGCAGAGCCUAAAAAUGGCAGCGGACGUACGAAUGAGAUAGUAGCAAACGAACGCGAUAAAUUCGUCGCGCAAGCAAGUCCGGAAAGUUCUGUUAAUGUAGAGAUUCGAAUAUCAGCAUCCAAAACGAAUCAAAUAUUGGAUAACAUAAAAUCUGAUCUAGAAACGGAGGAAAAUGACGAGAAAUGUGUCGAUAUAAAAUCACAAGACAAAGAUAACACAUGUAUUGCCUCAGGCGACAUUUGUAGAAUCUGUCACAUGGGCGGAUAUGCCUCCAUCACGGACAAUCAUCCAUCAUAUGACACGGAAAAUCUGAUUGAUCAGACAUCGAUUCUGUCAAAUUUUGUCUAUCUCGGUCCAUUGAUUUCAGCUUGCAAAUGCCGGGGUACAGUAGCUCUGGUGCAUGCCGAGUGCCUCGAGAGAUGGCUAACUGAGUCCGGUCGUGCGAGAUGCGAACUUUGCGGCUACAAAUAUGCAAUCAGGAGGGUACGGCGUUACAGCUUCUUUCAAAGCGUCGUAAUAUGGUUCCGCACCAUAAUAGCCACUCGACAGGAGAUGCUACUUGACAUUGGGUAUUUGGUAAUGACCACACCUGUGGCUGUGUUUUCCUGCUAUCUGUGCGCUUUGGCCUUGAAAAUGUUGAUGCGAAAUGGCUUUUACGAGAUACCCUGGAUGAUAGUCGCUAUGCUGCCAACCUGCUUAUUGACGCUGAUAGCUUAUUGGCGAUGGAUAAUUACGUUAGGGAGAUUGCAUGGCCAUCGAUGGAGACGUUACUGGAGAAACAACUUUGUGGUUCGUUUGAUUCCCGACAACGACAUCGAGAACAGUCUCGAUCCGCGAAGCUCGAAUGAUCUUUUUAAUGUGCGGGACGAUUUUGAACAAUGGAGACUCGAGGAAAACGACGAAUUCGUAUGACUUUCGACCGUGUCAACCGCAUGUCAGAAAUAACCUUUUAAUUACGACAACUGUUUUCUAUUUUUAUAUCUUCGUCUUAUUGUCGGAAUUUUCAUACAGCUGCACUAUAUUUAAUUGCAAUUUAUUAAUUGGACAUUUCAAUUGAAACUCAUUGCCGCGUAAUGAAGGCAAUUCGCUGUAUCAAAGUUAAAUUAAGAUGUGCGUAUUUCAGAAUGCUUCCAGAAAUUCACGCGUA
Molecule: messenger RNA, 1283 nt
Organism: Mycetomoellerius zeteki
Lineage: Eukaryota; Metazoa; Arthropoda; Insecta; Hymenoptera; Formicidae
Product: E3 ubiquitin-protein ligase MARCH3
Exons: 6
Coding region: 119-1048 (309 amino acids)
Biological process (GO): protein ubiquitination
Molecular function (GO): ubiquitin-protein transferase activity; zinc ion binding
Source: RefSeq, a predicted model, not a curated record